UAUCUGUAUUAUUAGAUUGCACAACUGAUGGAGGAUUGGAAGAAACUGAGAAGGGGUGAUCCUCGGAGAAGUUUGUUUAUGUUAUUAUUCCUAUGCGUGCUUGUUGUAUGUCUCUUGCUUCUGCUUAAUAUGAGGCUUCCGGAGGUAUCACCAGGUGGUUUUGGCGAGGGAACAUAUAGGAAAUUAAUUAGAAGGACGAGUUCAAGGGAGCUAGAACUAGGGGAACUUGGCAAAUUGAUUGUGGCAAUGUUACCUGAUGAUCUGCCUUUCACAAUUUUUACCCCUUCAGAAGAAGCUUUUGAGCAUGUGCUGAAUUUGAGACCAAAUGACAGCCUAGUUAGAGACAAAGUGAAUAAUACAUUUGCAAUUCUCUCGCGCGUGAUGGGCUUUUCUGCGAUUCCUCGACACUUACCUUCUGAAGCAGUAGCUGUGCUUAAGGAGAUGAGUUUUGAUUCCGUGUCUGGAUACAGAUUAUAUGCUUGGAAGUCUCAUAGUGGAACCCUGUUUGUUAACAAUGUCAAGUCCGAAAGGGUUAACAUGAGGAAGGGUGAGAUCAUUGUGCAUCUAAUGAAUGGGGUUAUCAUGGAUCCUGAGUUUAAGCAAUCAUUUCUAACUGAUGAUGAUGACUGAUGAAAUCUUUUCCUUUGAUGAAUCAGCACUCAAUGUCUACUCACAGUCACAGGCUUGAUCUCUGAGUCCCUGACUGGUUUCUUAGGAAGUAAAGGGUUUUCAUUUGUACGUGUUUCUUCUUUCUUGUUGGUAUUUUUAUCAGGUAAUAAGCAUUGUAACAUGGUUAAUGAAAGUAGGGAAUGACCUUUGAAAGAGCUUUUAAUAUGAAAUCGUGACGUUUGUCAUUGAA
Messenger RNA from Asparagus officinalis (garden asparagus), 859 nucleotides. RefSeq lists its product as uncharacterized. The coding region runs from base 28 to 630 and encodes 200 amino acids. The record is from RefSeq and is a predicted model, not a curated record. NCBI's taxonomy places the organism in Eukaryota, Viridiplantae, Streptophyta, Magnoliopsida, Asparagales, Asparagaceae. The transcript has a single exon.